Messenger RNA from Mya arenaria, 696 nucleotides. Its product is annotated as myb-like protein D. The record is from RefSeq and is a predicted model, not a curated record. The coding region runs from base 1 to 696 and encodes 231 amino acids. Lineage: Eukaryota; Metazoa; Mollusca; Bivalvia; Myida; Myidae. The transcript has a single exon.
AUGCAUGAUUAUGAAAAUGAGCAAAACAGUGGUGAAGGAAAAGAAACUGAUGAAAUUGAUUCGUCUAUGACUAAUCAUGGUAUCAAUAAUAACACACUUGACAAUGAUUUAACCUACAGACAAGAUAAGACAACUCAGGAAAAUGAAUGUGCAAAUGAAAGUAGAGUCGACAUUGAAACAAACAUUGUACUACUAGCACAUAAAUCUAAGACUGAACAUACAAUUGAGCUUACUGGGGAAAAGGCGGGGAAAGAAAAUUCAAAGGAAGAUAAUUCUAUCAAAGUAGACACUAGAACUGAACACCACAUGAACAAUAACAGAAAUGACAAUAAUCAAAACAAUUACCAUGUUGAAACAGCUGCGGACGUAAUACAGGUGAACAAUGACCAAGUCAAUGAAAGAAUCUCUGACAAUGUAAGUUCAAAUGUUGAACAGAAUAAUGCAAAUGAAUUACAUGUCGAUAACAAUGUCUGUCAAAUUGACAAAAAUGAAGAAAGGUAUUUUGUACCUCAUAUAAAGGAAUGUCUUAACAGAUAUGUUAUCGUUAAUGUCCACAGCAAACCUUACUCAGGGCUUGUCCAGGAAGUUCAUAAUGAAGAAGUGGAAGUGCUAUGCAUGCAUCAAGUUGAAAGAAAAAGGUCAACAAUUUGUUUCUUCUGGCCAAAGAAAAGUGAUCUGUCAUGUCAUGAUAGAUGA